AUGGGUAAAAUAUUGGUGGGUUUCAUACCCGUAGAAAUUGAAUUUGAAGGGCUGGAAAAAUUCCUUGGCAUUGCAUUUGAUCCCGGAUUUAUGCUUCUCUACGUUAUUGGACGCACUUCUCUGCUCUGUGUUGCUCUCACCGCCUUGCCCGGGCCCUGCUUGGGCUGUGACCAGGUGGCGGUGACGAACUUCAGGGAGAGCAGCGCCUUUGCCUCCCUUUGUCGACAGAGCUGUAAGAACCAAAUGCUUCUACGGGAACGACUCGUUAAUGGAGGUGUACCAUAUUGCCCUUAUACUGUAAACGUGACUCGUUUUCUCCACAGAAAGGGCUUGUCCCAGUCAGCCUUGCCCUACCGACGCAGUGUGCCUACGUGGCUGAAGCUUACUUCUGAUGAUGUAAAGGAACAGAUCUACAAGCUGGCUAAAAAAGGCCUGACUCCCUCACAAAUCGGUGUAAUCCUGAGGGAUUCCCAUGGUGUUGCCCAGGUUCGCUUUGUUACUGGGAACAAAAUUUUGAGAAUUCUUAAAUCGAAGGGACUGGCCCCAGACCUUCCAGAGGAUCUUUAUCACUUGAUCAAGAAAGCUGUUGCUGUUCGCAAGCAUCUUGAGAGAAACAGAAAGGAUAAAGAUGCCAAGUUCCGCCUGAUCCUGAUUGAAAGCAGAAUUCAUAGGUUGGCUCGCUACUACAAGACUAAGAGAGUACUGCCACCUAACUGGAAGUAUGAAUCAUCGACAGCUUCUGCCCUGGUCGCAUAAGAGCUGACUAUGACUUACUGAAAGAAUAAAUUUACAUUAAAUAAG
Messenger RNA from Struthio camelus australis, 801 nucleotides. The record is from RefSeq and is a predicted model, not a curated record. Lineage: Eukaryota; Metazoa; Chordata; Aves; Struthioniformes; Struthionidae.